CGUUUCAGAUCGAACCGAUGUCAUUAUUAUUAUUACACGUGAACACGUGCUGGUUUGUGAAUAUUAAAUUGAAUUCAAUUAAAUUUAGAAACACUAAUAUAUUUAUUUUAUUUUCUUUGACGAAUACAUAAUCAAUAUUGUUAAUUUUUAUAUGUAUGUAUGUACAUAUUUAUUUGAAUUGAAACGUGAUAAUAUCGCUUUUUUAAAUUAAUUUAUUUACUGAAAAUUAAUUGUGAUAAAAAAUGGGAAGGUGUUGUGCGGUUCAUGGAUGUUUUAGUGGCCGAAAGACAAGUAAAAAGGUAGAAAAAGUAGCUUUAUUUAAAGCACCAAAAGAUGUAGAAUUGUGCAGUAAAUGGAGUUCUGCUCUUGGCCAAAAAUUGAAAGCCACCAGCUAUAUUUGUGAAUUACAUUUUAAUUCAAAGGAUGUGAUUAGAUCUGAUCAAACGAUUCUGAAAGAUGGUAGUGUAUAUGUACACGAAUUUCAGAAAGUUCAUUUAAGGAAGGAAGCUGCACCCAAGUCUAAUAUUAUUAGUGAUAGUGAUGAAAGUAUAGCAGAUAUAGAUAUGGUUGACCACUCAAUAAAUGAUGACUGCAAUCAUAAUCCAGUGGAGACAGAUGCAAAUACAAAUUUUCCGGACGUUGCAAGUACUGUUAUUGAAGAUGACAAUUUACUGGUCGUGAAUUCAACAGAGGAAUUUUCUUUUCGUUCAAUCCAAAAUAUGUUAGAAGCUCAGCCACUGCGUAAAAAUUGGUGUUGGACAGUCAUAAUAAAUUCUUUUAUUUCGUUGUCAUAUAUAAGUUCAAAAUUGGAAUUAGUUUGUCAUGUUAAAAUUGAUGUGAAUUUAAAAGUGAUGAUUAUUAAUGCAAAAACUAAUAUUGUUAUUGAUAUGGAUGUAAAUAUCUCAUCAUUUGCUUGUGUUUGGCAAUUAUUAGACUCUUUGGAAAAUUGCUUUUUCUGUAGUGGAACUGGAUACGAUGACAAAAAAUGUUCAGACACCUGUACGGGUAUAUUAUUGCCGGGGGAUAGAUAUAAACGAAUAGUUUUGGAGUACCGAUGUAUUAAUUGUCGAAAAUUGAGACGUUUGCUACAAAAACGUAAGACGAAGACAACAAAUGAUGAAGCUCGAAGGAUGAAUUUAAAACAUCGUUAUAAAUUACAACGUAGAAAGCUCAAUCGCGUUGUUCAAACGAAUAAAAAUUUAAAACGACAAUUAUUACAGUUAAAAAACCAUUGUGCUGAAAUUAAAGAAAAAGUUUUAUCUGAGAAAAUUUCUUAUGUAGCCGCUUUAUAGCACGAAACAGUUAAAAAUUGUUUACAGUACCAUAAUAUUUAUCGAGAAAGUGAACAAUUAUGCAAUCUAGAACACCAGCUGAUGAUUUAAGACCUGUUGAUGAUAAUGUUUCGAGAAAGGCUAUUAUUGUCUUUGAUACUUACAUAAGGAAUUGGGAGACUAAGGAAUUGAGUCAAUCGACGUGGAGAAGCUGGAAAGCUGUUAUUUAUCAAUUACAGCAAGUACCCUGACUGGACCGAAAAUUUCUCUCUGAUCUACAUUGACAUUAAUAGGUUCUUUACAUUCCGAAUGUAACUAUAAUUAUUUGAUGACCUCUACAUUAACAUAAGAUAUGCUCACGGCCAUCAUAUACCGAGGCAACAGAUAGCUUUCGGAAUUAUUCGUUGAAGUACGUCAAGUCUAACAUAAUAUGGCGAACAUCCAAGCGGCAGGACACAUUCAUAUAGAAUUACUAAAGCAUGCCCCAAAGCAGUUGUUAGUGCUUUUGGUUCUAGGAAGGAAAGGAUACCAGAAUGGCAGCUUGCAAUAAUAUGCAACAUAUACACAAAAGGAAGUUAAAAAAACUGCGGUAUUAGUGUGCGAUAUUUUUCAGUGGAAAACCUUGGAAAACCAUGGAAAAACUUUGGACGCGCUAUAAUUGAGAGAAGUGGGAGUGCUCUCCAAGACGAAGAACAAUACUGUGGCUUCAGAAUGGGGAAGUGGCUCGCUACGCUCAGUCUUAAUCAAUCUCGAAUAUUACCACAUAAUAUCAUAUCGUACAAUAAUGGUAAUCUGACAAAAAACACGUACAAAAGCAAUGAAAUUCCUAGUUCAAAACAGUUUCGAACACUGCUGAACACCAAAAGUAUAUAGCAGAAAUAAAAUAUUAAUAUAGAUUUGGCUGUAAAAUAUUUACACUACGUUUGAAAAUAAUAUAAGAU
Dalotia coriaria is the source of this 2212-nucleotide messenger RNA. Its product is annotated as protein G12-like. Lineage: Eukaryota; Metazoa; Arthropoda; Insecta; Coleoptera; Staphylinidae. Bases 243 to 1292 code for a protein of 349 amino acids. The transcript is spliced from 8 exons. The record is from RefSeq and is a predicted model, not a curated record. Gene Ontology annotation, molecular function: sequence-specific DNA binding.